GAGAGGAGCAUAUUAAAAAGUUUAAAGUGACCUUGGGUGAGGUCACUUCUUAGCUCACCUAUCUUGUAAUGGGAAGAGAUCGAUAUCAAAUUUCAAGGAAUCUUUGGCAUCUUAAUUACCUAGCCAGCGAGGCCCAUGAAAAAUCGAUCAUAUCUUCUUCCUCUUCUUUAAAGUUGGAAUUAGCUAGCUAGCUAGCUAGCUGUUCACCAAGUCUUUGAUUUGUUUUUGCAAUGUUUCCUUUACACCAGGGAAAUAAGCUGGUCUUCCAGAUUUCAUCAUCUAAUCCUCACCACCAGAAUUCAUCAGAAGAUAGGAUUCUCGGAUAUGCUUCGCCGGAUGGAUGCAGCAGUACUGUCCUUAGCAACAACAAUAACAUGGGGAAAAGCCGGCGGCGGAAAUUAGUGGUUGCAGCUUUGGAUCAGACAAUUAUUGAAAAUUCAAAGGAUAACAAGAAGAAGAAAAUGAUGAUUCAUAGGGAGAAUGAAAGGCAAAGAAGGCAAGAAAUGGCUACCUUAUACUCCUGUCUUAGAUCCCUACUCCCCCUUGAAUUCAUCAAGGGAAAGCGUUCGACGUCUGAUCACAUGAACGAAGCUGUGAACUACAUAAAACACCUCCAGAAUAGGAUCAAAACAUUAGACGCAAAGAGAGAUGAAUUGAAGAAAUUCCCUAAAAUAAGCACUGUUAUUGACCGUCGCUGCACUACUGGAAGCUCUUUGAAUUCAGACAAGGUGAAUUUGCCUAGCUGUUUUACAGUCCAGCCAAGUUCUGGUGGAGUGCAAAUUUUGGUGAGUGGCGGCUUCAGAAAGGAUGGGUUACCACUCAUUUCAAUCUCAAGCGUUUUGGAAAUUCUGCUUGGACAAGGGCUUACUGUUGUUAGUUGUGUCUCCUCCCAAGUAAAUGAAAGACUCCUUCACACUUUCCAGAUUGAGGUCGAUGAUGUGGAAAGUCUGGAUCUUUCUGCGCUGGAACAGAAGCUAGCUAAAGCGCUUCCAACAUCCAGAAGUACUAUCUCCAAGUUCGAACCCCGAAGCUGUCAAAGUGGCCAGACACUGUGCUGCAAUCCACAGUUGGAGCAUUUCACAUGCGCCGAAGGGGUUUAUCUUGGGUCUAGGAACCCUUUGGGUUCCCCUUGACAAAGUAAAAAAAAAAAUGUUUAUUUUCAUGAUAUUUCAGAAUAUGAAAAGUAUGUAUGUAAAAAUUUUAAGUAUUUAAACUCUUAGACAUGUAUACCAACUCUUCCAAGAGUGUCCACUAGUUGAACCCCGUCCUGUAGACUUCCUGUUUUGCUCAUCCCCUUCGUCAGUUGUUUGAUCGGUAUAUAUAUAGAGGGCCCUUCCAUUAAGGGAUCAUUUUUUUUUUGCCAUUUUAAGGGAUCCCUUGAGGGACCCACUUUUCUAUCGUAUUUCGGCAUCUCGAUCGUUCAGUUUUUAGGUCCUAAUGUAUAUAUCAUUUCUACAAAUUUUCGGCCAAAUUGAUGAUCGUUAAGGUAUGUAAUUGGAUCAAAUCAAUGGACGAACCGAAUCAGUCCAACCUGAAUGGUUUGUGUUCAUAAUUGUAAAUCGCAGUUAUGAAUGCCUUAAUGAUUAUCAAUUUGGCUGAAAAUUUGGAGAGAUGAUCUACUUAUAUAUAUCUAAAAACUGAAUGGUUAAGAUGUGAAUAUGUGAUCGAAAAGUAGGUCUAAUGAGCGAUCCCUUAAAAUGGCCAAAAAAAAAGAGAUCCCUCACUAGAAUGUGUGUGUGUGUGUGUAUAAAUGCACUACCAAAAAUUGUAAAUCCAUAAUUUUAAUUAUUAUUAGUGGAGCACAAAACAAACUGUGCAACACUUGAUUUGUGAACA
This is a messenger RNA of Rosa rugosa (rugosa rose), 1836 nucleotides long. Its product is annotated as transcription factor bHLH120-like. Gene Ontology annotation, biological process: regulation of transcription by RNA polymerase II. Gene Ontology annotation, molecular function: DNA-binding transcription factor activity, RNA polymerase II-specific; protein dimerization activity; RNA polymerase II transcription regulatory region sequence-specific DNA binding. The transcript has 4 exons. NCBI's taxonomy places the organism in Eukaryota, Viridiplantae, Streptophyta, Magnoliopsida, Rosales, Rosaceae. The record is from RefSeq and is a predicted model, not a curated record. The coding region runs from base 231 to 1133 and encodes 300 amino acids. Gene Ontology annotation, cellular component: RNA polymerase II transcription regulator complex.